This is a messenger RNA of Hippoglossus stenolepis (Pacific halibut), 1955 nucleotides long. It is a transcript of the gene pde1ca, whose product is annotated as phosphodiesterase 1C, calmodulin-dependent a. The coding region runs from base 1 to 1887 and encodes 628 amino acids. Gene Ontology annotation, molecular function: 3',5'-cyclic-nucleotide phosphodiesterase activity. The transcript has 16 exons. Gene Ontology annotation, biological process: signal transduction. NCBI's taxonomy places the organism in Eukaryota, Metazoa, Chordata, Actinopteri, Pleuronectiformes, Pleuronectidae. The record is from RefSeq and is a predicted model, not a curated record.
AUGACAGAACCAACAUCCAAGAAUCAGGGAUUUAAAAAGUGUCGGAGUGCCACUAUCAGCAUUGAUGGCUUCAGCUUUACAAUCGUUGCCAAUGAGGUGGGAGAAGACACCCGCUGUCCACUGGCCCGCUUUGCACGCUCAUGGUCCCAGAAUGCACUAUGCACCACUAUCACAGCCGGCAUUGACAUCACUGACCACAAAGGAAUUCUGAUCAGCCCACGCAGUGCUGAGGAGAUCCUGGCUGAUGAGCUGCCAUAUACUGAUGCACCUGACGCUAUGGAGAAGACUGCUCUCAGGUUGAGAUGUCUUGUUAAGCAACUGGAGAGGGGGGAGGCAUCUGUGGUGGACCUGAAGAAAAACCUGGAGUAUGCUGCCUCUGUCCUUGAACAUGUAUACAAUGAGGAAACCAGGCGGCUGCUGGAUCCAGAGGAUGAGCUCAGUGACAUCAGGUCAGACUCUGUGCCAUCAGAAGUUCGUGACUGGCUGGCUUCCACUUUUACCCGGCAAAGGGGCAUCAUGCUACGCCGAAAUGAAGACAAGCCACGCUUCCGCAGCAUUGUCCAUGUAGUGCAGGCUGGCAUCUUUGUGGAGAGGAUGUACAGACGAAACUCCAACAUGACUGGUUUCUGUUAUCCCCCAAAUGUCAUCACUGUGCUCAAGCACAUAGACAUGUGGUCCUUUGAUGUGUUUAAGCUGAAUGAUGCCAGUGGAGAUCAUGCUCUGAAAUUUGUCCUCUAUGAACUACUCACCAGAUACGACUUGAUCAAUCGUUUUAAGGUCCCUGUUUCUGCCCUCAUAUCAUUUGUGGACUCGUUGGAGGGGGGCUACAGAAAGCACAAGAACCCCUACCACAACCUGAUGCACGCUGCUGAUGUCACACAGACUAUCCAUUUCCUGAUCCUCAAGACUGGCAUGGUGCAUUGGCUAACUGAGUUGGAGAUCUUUGCCAUAAUCUUUGCCGCUGCCAUCCAUGACUAUGAGCACACAGGGACCACCAAUAACUUCCAUAUUCAGACAAGGUCAGACACAGCCAUGUUGUACAAUGACCGAGCUGUUCUAGAGAACCAUCAUGUCAGUGCAGCCUAUCGUCUCCUACAGGAUGAUGAUGAAAAGAACAUCCUCUCUAAUCUUAACAAAGAUGACUGGAGGGAACUGCGGAGUUUGGUAGUGGAGAUGGUGUUGGCCACUGACAUGUCUUGCCACUUCCAGCAGAUCAAAGCCAUGAAAACCCUCCUACAGCAGCCUGAAGCGAUUGACAAACCGAAGGCCUUAUCUUUGCUGCUGCACACCGCUGACAUCAGUCACCCAGCAAAAUGCUGGGAACUCCAUCACCACUGGACCACAUCCCUUCUGGAGGAGUUCUUCAGACAGGGUGAUAAAGAAGCAGAGUUGGGUCUACCUUUCUCUCCACUAUGUGACCGCAGUUCCACCAUGGUGGCACAGUCCCAGAUUGGAUUCAUUGACUUCAUUGUGGAGCCAACCUUCACUGUGUUGACGGAAAUGAUUGAGAAGAUUGUGACACCAGUCAUUGAGGAGGCAUCUUGCUCUGGAUUGGCCAGUUUCAGUGUCAACAAUAUUUGUGGCUGUGAUGGAAAACAUACCAGUAUGAGUACAGGCUCAGAGGCCUGCUGCUCUCUGACAACUGAGGACUUCAAGAGCUACAAGGUCAGGUGGAACCAAGAGAUUCAUCACAACAGGGAGUUAUGGAAGGCCCAGGCAGCCAAAGACCCUCAGCCUCGUUGCACUGCGAUCCAAUACUGCAAGAGACCUGGCUACUGCUCCAGUUCCUACCAGCUGGCAAGCUCAAAAGUUAAGGAGAUGCGGCCCUUUGAUGCCAGAGGAAAAGCCAGAAGACUGCAACACAUCUCUCUGCGUUGCCGAAAGUGACCAUGUACAACGACAUAUCUGUAACCCUAACAACUUCCUUUAUAUCUCUUAAAAUCUCAUUGCUACAU